UGGGUAAUUACACUCAUUUUGUAGAUUUAUGUUUGUUUAUUGAAUUCAGGUUGCUUUACCCAGCUCAGGCUAUCACCAGUAAAUAAUGAAUAUUGUCUUUCUCUUGCAUGUUUCUCAUACAUUUAUUUAGAUACAUAAAUGCUUAACUUAGAGUUUUUGAGACAGCAGGAAAAGAGUUCUUUUAAAAGUUAUGCUAGAGAUUUUUACCCAACACUAAGCAACGAGACAAUACGAGGUCAAGUUAGGAGUUCUUCAUUUUCUCCUCUAAGUGACGCUGUUGUCUGGUGAAUGCGGGAGACUUUUGGAGCAUAUUAAGGCAGAGCUGUUUUAUUCCUUCGUCAUUGCAUUUUACAUCAGCAGACUAUAAACGUCAAUCCACAACACGACUUUAUUAUUUGACUACGGAAAUAAYUUCAAAGAAAAUGUGCCCGUCACUGAACUAAAUUAUUUUUUUUAUUAUUAUUGUCGCUUUGUUUGCUCGAAGACUAGUUUUUACAUGGAGUUCAAAGACCUGCAACAAGAAAACGGUGUACGAUGGCGAUUGAGGCUUGUGUGCCUUGUGCUGCUGUCCUUUCUUCAUCCGACAAAUGCGCAGGUCCGGUACUCGAUCCCAGAGGAGCUAAAAAUUGGUUCUCUUGUUGGCAACAUAGCGCAGGACCUCGGUUUGGAUCUGACCAGGCUCCGUUCGGGUCGGGCCCGCAUCGUGACCGGAGAAAACAUCCAGUACACCGAGCUGAAAGCAGACAAAGGGACUUUAAUCGUGAAUGAGAGAAUCGACCGAGAGCAGCUCUGUGGAGACGCCACACCGUGCAGUUUUACGUUUGAGAUUUUAUUGGAAAAUCCAUUGGAGCUACACCCUGUAACUAUAGAAGUGCUGGACGUGAACGACAACGCUCCCACCUUUCAGACCAAUCACUUGGAAUUUGAAAUUAGCGAAUCCGCAGCACUCGGCUCCCGUUUUGGUUUAGAGAGCGCGGAUGACAAAGAUGUUGGUCAGAACGGCUUGCAGAACUACAUUUUAACUCCAAACGAUAAUUUCGUCUUGAAACAGCACGUUAAUCCGGAUGGAAGUAAAUAUGCCGAAAUGGUGCUUCAGAAAUCUUUAGAUAGAGAGGAAAAGCCRCACCUUUCYCUGAAAUUGCUUGCUGUGGAUGGCGGAAACCCCCAGAAAUCUGGUACAGUAUUAAUAGAUAUUAAMAUUYUAGAUGYWAAUGAUAAUGCACCAGUGUUUAAUCAAACAAUAUACAAGGCCACGGUGACCGAAAAUGCCCCAAAAGGGACUCAUGUUAUCACUGUCAAUGCAAGUGAUGCUGACAUUGGAUCAAAUGGGCUCAUUUCUUUUAGUUUGUCCAAAACGAAAGGGAGCGCUGCGGAUAUUUUUAGCAUUGAUAACAGCACGGGCACAAUUUAUGUUUUUGGCGAAAUAGAUUUUGAGAAACAGAGAAGGUAUGAAGUGCGAGUUGAGGCAAAAGAUCAGGGUGGCUUGAUCGGCACAAGUAAAGUUAUAGUUGAUGUAGUUGACAUUAAUGACAAUGCCCCAGUAAUAAGUGUGAUGUCUUUUUCCAGUCCGAUAGUGGAGAAUGCACCUACCGGCACAACAGUCGCUAUUUUAAACAUUAAAGACGCUGACUCUGACAAAAAUGGUCAAAUUAAAUGUUCUGUAGUUGGAAAACUUCCUUUUAGAAUUGAAUCAUCUUUAACAAACUACUACAAUUUGGUCUUAGAUGAAGAUUUAGAUAGGGAAUAUGUCCCAGAGUACAACAUAACGGUAACAGCUUCUGAUUUCGGUAAUCCUCCUCUGUCCUCGUCAACACAUUUGCGUCUUACAGUAUCGGAUGUUAAUGACAACGCUCCAUUGUUUGACAAAGGUAGCUAUUCUGCAUACGUUGUGGAAAACAAUCCAAUUGGCUAUUCUAUAUUUUCUGUCAAUGCGCGGGACUCCGACUGGAAUCAAAACUCCAGAAUCUCAUAUAUUUUAGAAGACACGCACGUUGGAGGAAAUCCGGUCUCUGCUUACGUGUCUUUAAACGCUGAAACCGGAGUUCUAAGCGCGGUUCGGUCAUUUGAUUACGAGCAAAUAAAAGAGUUUCACCUUGUGGUCACAGCUCAAGAUGGAGGCUCUCCUCCACUCAGCAGCAACGUGACCGUAAAAAUCCUGAUCCAGGACCAGAACGAUAAUCCACCUCAGGUUCUGUAUCCAGUCCAGACUGGAGGCUCCAUGGUGGCUGAAAUAGUUCCUCGUUCAGCAGAUGUGGGCUACCUGGUGACCAAAGUGGUGGCUGUGGAUGUGGACUCUGGACAGAAUGCCUGGCUCUCCUAUAAUGACAACCUGACUUUUUACUUAGUGUUGGCUCUGGCUGUGGUUUCCUUCCUCUUCAUCACRUGUUUAGUGGUUAUUAUAUCAGUGAAGAUCUAUAGAUGGAGACAGUCUCGCAUCCUGUAUCACUCCAGCCUCCCUGUGAUUCCAUAUUAUCCACCUCGUUACUCAGACACUUUGGGAACAGGAACUUUGCCACACGUGUACAAUUACGAGGUGUGCAGGACGACUGACUCCAGAAARAGUGACUGUAAGUUCGGCCAAGCAAACAGUCAGAACGUGUUGAUAAUGGAUCCCAGUUCUUCUGGGACGAUGCAACGGAUACAGAGUGAGAAGAGCAUCCUGGACGAAMCUGACUCUCCUUUAGAGGUGAGUUAGAAAGUGAAUCUUCUCUUACUGGUGCUACUAUAUUUAAAAAAUGUCAUUGUUGUUGAAGAGUAGAGUCUUUUCUAGCACCACGGACAGCUACUAAAUCUGAGUCCCUCAAAUGCUGUGCCUUCACUGUCACUGCUUCGAGAAAGUGAAUAGCCUCAUAGACUUAAGUAUUUAUUUUGCUGUUCGUCUAUAUCUGAAUUAAAUGAUUUUAAUUUUAAAUUAGAAUUGACUAUUGUUCUUCAGCAGUACUUUGCGUAGGUUGAUCAUAUUUCAGGCUUUAGUUUGUAAUUGCUGGUGGUUGUAAGGAAUAAAAAAAUGUAAAUAUUCCUCAACUUUGAGCUGCAGAAGUUUAAUGUCUCUCCUGUGGUUUGUAUGUAAUACUUCAGACAUUCGGUGAUCUUGAAAUAYUUUUUAUUAACAUCGACCAACUAAUUAAUAUUCCAGGUAAUACUAUUACCUUGAGUCAUUGGUCCAGUUCGUAUUCUGCAGUUCAGUGAGAGACACGGAGAGAUAGACAGAAAAAGAKAGMCAGAAGRAGGUCCUUUGGAUUUUGUUUUCUAUUUUAGCUAAAUAAAAAUAUUAAAGUGGUAGCCUCCCUCUUCAAUCGGAGUGUCUGACUACGCUAAUUGAAAACAUGUAAGACUCAUAUUAGAAAAGGGAAACUGGCGGUUGCUUAASCGCAAAUGUUAAUCCUCCUAUGAAGUGGUUCCUUAUGGACUAUUAUUUGUUUCCUUUAAGACAGAAGCUUUCAUUUGACGCUAACGGGUUSAUUCCAGUUAAAACAUACUUUUGUUUUUAUGUUGCUGAUCGGUUAAUAUAUCGAAGAGAGUACGUACCUCACCUCUUUCUCAGUGCAAACCUCCGUUUGUACCACUUAGUUUCUACUCUAAGGGACGCUGUUGAUCAACAUAACAUACAGCGUUACAUUUCCAGUCAUCUCCUCCCUUCAUUGUGUGGCCGAGAUGGAGAGAGGAGACGCUUUACUUCACCAGAGCUGUUGUGAGGGAAAAAUAGGCAUUGCUAGUUAGGAUUAUGUUUGCCUGCCGCAGCAUAUUUGUUCUCUGUGAAAAAUCGUGUUUGGAUUACUACAAAACAUACAUUUCUUGCMUAUUUUUUAUAUAACAAUGGUUCGUGGAAUACCACUCAGUUCAAGACGGAUAAAAUGGCGUUAUGGCGUCGGACAUAAUUUAUUUUAUUUUAUUUUUCUUUGUUAUAUUUGCCAUUUUGUGACUGGACACAUCAGAUAUUCGAUUCCAGAAGAAAUGAAGAAAGGCUCAGUGAUCGGUAAUGUUGCACAGGACCUCAGUUUGGAUCUGAAAAGACUCCGUUCUGGUCGGGCCCGCAUCGUCAGCGGAGAGAGCAUCCAGUACGUCGAGCUGAAGACAGACAAAGGGAUUUUAACACUGAAGGAGAGAAUCGACCGGGAGCAACUUUGUGGUGACACAACACCCUGUAGUUUCACUUUUGAGAUGAUUUUAGAAAAUCCCAUGGAGCUGCAUCAAAUUACGGUCGAGAUUACUGAUAUAAAUGAUAAUUCUCCGACGUUCAAAAGAGAUAGCAUGCAUUUUGAAAUAA
Poecilia reticulata (guppy) is the source of this 4267-nucleotide messenger RNA. Lineage: Eukaryota; Metazoa; Chordata; Actinopteri; Cyprinodontiformes; Poeciliidae. The record is from RefSeq and is a predicted model, not a curated record.